Molecule: messenger RNA, 1752 nt
Organism: Cannabis sativa
Lineage: Eukaryota; Viridiplantae; Streptophyta; Magnoliopsida; Rosales; Cannabaceae
Product: epidermis-specific secreted glycoprotein EP1-like
Exons: 1
Coding region: 35-1366 (443 amino acids)
Source: RefSeq, a predicted model, not a curated record
ACCACAAAAACAUUCCCAUAAGAUAAAAGAAAAAAUGUGUUCAUCAUUUAAGAGCAUGUCUUUAUUAAUGAUCUUCUUAUUCCUUCUCUCCCUUAUCUUCUCUAGUGUCCAAGCUCAAGUUCCUUCCAAUGCCACUUUCAAAUUCAUUAACCAAGAUGAAUUCGGUAAUUUCAUCGUCGAAUAUAAUGGAAACUACCGUCCUUUAGAUGUUUUCAAUUCGCCUUUUCAACUUUGUUUCUACAACACUACUCCUAAUGCCUUUACCCUUGCCCUUCGAAUGGCUACAACUCGAUCUGAGUCGCUAUUUCGUUGGGUUUGGGAAGCCAACCGUGGAAACCCUGUCGGUGAAGGCGCUACACUUACAUUCGGAACCAAUGGGAAUCUUGUCCUCGCUGAAGCCAAUGGUAAAGUAGUUUGGGAAACCAACACAACCAACAAAGGUGUAGUUGGCUUCAAAUUGUUACCAAAUGGUAACAUGGUACUUCAUGACUCAAAAGGUAAAUUCAUAUGGCAAAGUUUUGAUUUUCCAACGGAUACCAUCUUAAUAAGGCAAUCAUUACUAGCCAAGGGCCAAAAGUUAGUGAGUCGCCUUUCUGAGAAAGAAAAUAAAAACGGGCCUUACAGUUUGAUAGUUAAGCCCAAGGGAAUCUCACUCUAUUACAAGAGUCAGAACUCAGGGAAGUCUUUGCCUUAUUUUACAACAGCCCAAAAAUUUAGUCCAGUUCAAGGAUCCCUCCAAAAUGUGACUCUAAAAGCUUCCCCAACUUCUGAUGAGGGUUUCGCAUAUGACUUAUCAUUAGAGCUUUCCACUGGAGGAAACUUCAUUGUUGGGAGACCGAAAUAUAAUGCAACAUUAUCAUUUUUGAGGUUGGGAAUUGAUGGAAAUGUUAAAGUCUACACUUACAACGAUAAGGUUGACUGGGGUGCUUGGGAGGAGUCAUUUAGCAUUUUUGAUAGAAAUUCAGCGUGGGAAGAUGAGUGUCACUUACCUGAUCGAUGUGGGACUUUCGGAAUUUGUGAGGACAACCAAUGUGUGGGGUGCCCGUCUGAGAAUGGUGUUUUGGGUUGGAGUAAAGAGUGUGGAACUAAACAAGUAAGCUCUUCUUGUAAACCUAGUGAUUUCCACUACUACAAAGUUGAAGGAGUUGACCAUUUCUCAAGUGGGUAUACCAAUGGUGAUAGUGUCAAAGAAAGUGAUUGUGGCAACAAGUGUAGUUUGGAUUGUAAAUGUUUGGGGUACUUUUACAACCAACAAACUUUUAAGUGUUGGAUCGCUUAUGAUUUGAAGACUUUGAUUAAAGUUGCCAACUCUACCCAUGUGGGGUACAUUAAGACACCUAAUAAACAAGCAACCAAUGUCUUUUGAGUAUUUUUCCUUAUAUAAUGUAGCCAUGUACUUUGCUACAAUAAAAGAAAUUGAUAAUAUUGAUUUAGUUUAUAAAAUCAUUACAUUAUUGCCAUUUCUCCUCAAUUAAACAUUUUAGCCAUGUAUCUUAUUCAAAAUGGGCCAGCCAUAUAACCCAAAUGGGCCUAAGGUGAGAUUAAAUAAUGUGGUCUUUUUCAAUAAAAGUAUAAAAAGUGCUAUUUAAAAGAAUCUUUAUUUAAUGCAAUUAUGGAGUAGGGUGAAUUAGCUUGGAUUGGGUGGAUUUGAUCAAUUGAUCCGAUCUUUACCUUAUUUAUUUCAAUUUAAUACAAACUUUUUGUACCUUAAUUCUAUAGUUUCCAAUACUUUAUUUAAUUAUAUCAUUUUCU